Molecule: messenger RNA, 830 nt
Organism: Dioscorea cayenensis subsp. rotundata (Guinea yam)
Lineage: Eukaryota; Viridiplantae; Streptophyta; Magnoliopsida; Dioscoreales; Dioscoreaceae
Product: bet1-like SNARE 1-1
Exons: 6
Coding region: 165-533 (122 amino acids)
Source: RefSeq, a predicted model, not a curated record
AACUCUCUUGCGUUGUAUUUCUUCCCUCUUUUUUCCUUCUCCGCGGGUGAAUCGUGUUCGUCUCCGCGAGAUCUCUUCAAAACCCUAACCCUAGAACUCGCCCUGAGCUCCAAUUCCAGAACGAGCUUGUUGGAUCUUGGAGGGUUUCUGGAUUAGGUUUAGUGAUGAAUUCGAGAAGGGACUACCGUAAUGGCAGAGCUGCUUUAUUCGAUGGCAUUGAAGAAGGUGGGGUCAGAGCCUCAUCCUAUUCUUCUCAUGAAAUAGAUGAGCAUGAAAAUGAGAGAGCUAUUGAUGGGCUCCAAGAUCGAGUCAAUGUUCUUAAGAGAUUGACAGGUGAUAUACAUGAGGAGGUGGAUAGUCACAACCGUAUGCUGGACAGAAUGGGCAAUGAUAUGGAUUCAUCAAGGGGAAUCCUUUCUGGAACAAUGGAUCGAUUCAAAAUGGUGUUUGAGACCAAAUCGAGCCGCAGGAUGGCAACUCUAGUGGCAUCUUUCGUGGCUGUCUUCUUGCUUGUCUACUACCUGACCAAGUAGGAUCUCCGUUCACUGUGAAUCCAUAGUAUCUAGCCCUUUAAGAUCUCAAAAACAAACUCUCAACUAUGCUUGUCAUGGAAUUUUUACAGCAUCUAAAUUGCCCUAUAUAGUGCUUGCUAUGUCAUCAUAUUUGUGCUUCCCUUCUUGUGGAUUCAUAUAAAUUUCUGCAUGGCUGUGUAACAACAGUGUUAUUGUACCUAUCUUGCCUUGAAAACAAAGACAUCAUGCUGAAUUUCUGAAUGGCUUUCAUGCAUGUUGCAUCAAAUUUACCUCUCCAAUGAAUGAUAGUUUUUAUUA